AUGAGUUCCAUUAGCUCAGAUUUUGACGCAGAGUCCUGGUCAGGAAGGCCACUAAAUGUCAUAUACGCUGGAAUUACAGAGAUCAUCAGCGAUAAUUCCAGCGGAAGAGUUGCAAUUGCUAUCCGGAACCUGACCGAUCUGGUCGACUUUCUCGUGUGUACUUGGCAUGCUCCGCGUCCAAAUGUUUCAGACUAUGCAACCGACACCAUCAUCACGGAGCUGAAAAGGUACAGGGAAAAGCAUGCCGAAAAGAUAAUUAGCGCUGCUCUGCAUCAGUCUCUUGUCUAUAGAUGUCCGUCACUAUGCUCGCGACUAUGGAGCGAACUCGACAUUGUCCCGUUGGUUUUGGACCAUAAGGACCGUGAAAGACAGCAUAAUGACCAGGGCGAGCUGACAACGUUUGCCGGGUGGCAUAAGAAGGAGCUCGACGAGCGAGCAGAUUCGAUGGUGCGGAAGUGUAUCCGUUCUUUUGGUAUUGGCCAUGUGCUGCACAAUCAUAUAAAUUUUGAUGGUUCAGUGGAUGUCGACAGAGGUUACCAUGUACACCUUGCCAGUGCGGAAGACUAUGAAAAGACGGAUCUGAGGGAAAGGGAGGUGAAGGUCGCUUUCUUCAGUAUGACCUGUCAAGGCAAGCCUGAUGUUCCGACCAGACAUGCCUUGUCAAGGUUUACCGAGAGCGUUGGGGUUCAUGUUAAAUGGUUUGUGCCGAAGCCACGUCCAGGAAUGAUUCCCCUCAUUCGAAAGAUGCAGGACACCCUGGAAGGACUAAGUGACCCCCUGUCAGAUAUCACCAUCAACGAUGAGCUACUUAUCCUCGAUUUUGCAUACUCCAACGCCAGGAGAUACUGGCUAUGCGAGAAUGGGCCCCUCAGGCCUCGUGCGGAGGGAGGCGUCGACGUAGUGAUUAUUGACAGUGCGCCGCUCUUAACAUUGGCUCUCCUGUCCAGGCAACAAGAUCCCGAGCGGCCAGUCAUUUUUGAGAGCAGUCUCCAGCCCCAGGGAGAGUCACUGAAUGAUCCCAAUAGCCCGCAGUCCCGAGCGUGGGAUUUCAUCCGAACCCGGCUAACCCACGUGGACUUGGUGGUGUCGCUACUCCCUAAGGAGCUUGCGCCGCGUAUAAUGCCAGAGGAGAAUGUUGGUUAUAUGUCAUUCUCUGUUGACCAACUCGAUGGUCAAAACAAGUCCUUAACUGACUGGGACAUUGGCUUCUACGGUCGUGAGUUCAGCUCUCUAUGCAGAACGCUCCAGAUGACCAUUAUACGCUAUCCAGAGGAGCAAUACAUUCUCCACCUAUCCCAAUUUCGACCCGGAGACGGAACACUCUGCCUUCUCCACGCAUACCAAAAGUUCUGCGACAUCUGCACCAAAGAGCGUCCAAGCCGCCAAGUCCCCAAGCUCCUAAUCUGCCACCGCGGCCCAUUCCGAACCCCCGAAAGUACCGUUUUCUACGACGCAGCAAUGUCCCAAAUCGACAGCAGCGAGACUCUAUCUGCAUCCGUCUGCAUCGUCCCCAUCGGAGCCAUUGAUCAAAUGUGGAACGCCCUACUCACGAAUGCAAGAGCACUGGUUCAGCUAUCCACUCUUCAUGGGGUCCCUGAGUUGCUUCUUGCAGCUAUUCAGAAGGGAACCCCGGUGGUUGCUGUUCGGGAAACCGAGUUGUUUCCUUUUGUGCAUGAAUCGGAGAAUGCUAUCUUGGUCGACAAGGGAGAUGAGGAGGGGAUUGCUCAGUGUUUUUCGAGGAUCUUUAGUGUUGAUAGGGUGUCUUCUGAGGAGGGAGGUGCAGGGCUUAGGAGGCUGUCUGAUGCGAAUACUACGGUUGGGAAUGCGGUUGGUUGGUUGUAUUUGGCGUCAAAAUUGUCGAGGGGGGUGAAGUUUGAGCCGAGGGGGGGAGAUAUUUUUGAGUUGGCGAGGGAGGAGGUGGGGUGUAGUGAGUGUGAUUGGCAUGCAGUGUAG
Molecule: messenger RNA, 1953 nt
Organism: Aspergillus eucalypticola CBS 122712
Lineage: Eukaryota; Fungi; Ascomycota; Eurotiomycetes; Eurotiales; Aspergillaceae
Product: putative heat shock trehalose synthase
Exons: 7
Coding region: 1-1953 (650 amino acids)
Source: RefSeq, a predicted model, not a curated record